AUGGGAGCGUGUGUGGGUGGAGGGAUGGGUUUGUCAAUUGCGGCGUACGGCAACAGGGAAAGUAAUUUGGAAUUUAUUAUGGCAGAAAUUGACCUCCCCUGGGGUCGGAGACGGAACGAGGUUUGCGGAAAAUUGAAAAUAACGCAGAAAAUUGGACACAAGAUUUGUAAAAUUGACACCAACAAGGCCGACAAUUGGCAUUAUUAUGCACUCGUACUAGAACUACAGGGUCACCUCACAACUACAAAUAAAAGUGGGAAAACAUGUCGCACCCCUUUGUCGGAGCUUGUGCCGGACGAACAUCCCCAACUUAUUUGCAAAUCAAGGAUCUUUACGGUGGUAUCUGGGGAAGAAAGUGGAAUUAAAAAGGAACUCGACCCCAAAAAUAAGACUCCUCUCUUCCUGGUACGAAAUCCAGCCUCGUUUCCGUUCGAACUCCGACUCCCUGCAACUCACCAAUUCCCCGCCAGCCUGGAAGGACCCCCUGUUCGGAUCGAGUACUUUUUAGUGGCCUACCUCCGCACGGAAAAUGGCUACAUAGAACUCGACAGAAAACCACUGGAAAGAUUUCGUGGGCAUAAUUUGAUCUCGUUUCAGAACGAGGGUGAAACUUUGCGUGGGACUUUUAUCGGUAAAAAGGUUACCGCGUUUUGCACCUCACCCCAGAAAUUUUACCGGCUUUGGAUUAAAGAGGAAGUCGUUUUCAGUGUGGAGCUCGAAUUUGUCGAGAAUUUCGAACUUUCCGUGGAAUGUGGGGUCUCCGUCGUGCAAAGGGUUUCAAUGGGUGGGGUGGUCGUCGAGGAGUCUGUGAUCGAGUCGAAAUCCGAGUCCAAGCAGGUGACCGGAUUCAGGCUGAGAUUUAGCGGGAAGUUGCUCGACCCAAAGAAUAAGACGGCGGGGAAGGGGGGAAUGUUGUUGGCGACGUAUAGUCAAGGGAGAGAGAGCGGGUUAAAAAUCCAGCAUUUUUUGAAGGUUAGUAACAGAGUGGGGAUUAUGUAG
Messenger RNA from Folsomia candida, 999 nucleotides. RefSeq lists its product as uncharacterized. NCBI's taxonomy places the organism in Eukaryota, Metazoa, Arthropoda, Collembola, Entomobryomorpha, Isotomidae. The record is from RefSeq and is a predicted model, not a curated record. The transcript has 3 exons. Bases 1 to 999 code for a protein of 332 amino acids.